AUGAAUUCAGAAAGAAAAGUGUAAUUGAUUCUUCAUUUACCUAAAUUAGAAACAGGAUUCCGUUUUGAAUCAGAAGCUUAAACCGCAACAUCACGAUCAAGUAAAAUUUUUUAAAUAUUAAUAGGGAUAUUGUCAAUCAAUAAAGGUUAAUAAACUGAAAAGAGAUUACACAAGCAUGCAAUUACUUAAAUAAGUAGUCCUAAUCAACUUCAUUUAUAUACACCUAAGUAAGAGAGUUUGAGAGCCAAAAGACUCAAAAACAUUCCUUAUUAAUUACAAUAUUUCAUUCCUAAUCUCCCUAACAAAAACUUUAAAUCUAGCCAUUUAAUGAGUAGUAAACUAUUAGAAACACCAAGAAGUACUCUCUAUAACAAAGAUAAAUGGUAAUUAAAUACUCACAAAACAAAAAUGAAUAAUGCUUUUAGUUUAGGGAAAAUCAAAAGAAUGGAAAAUUAACAUUUAUAAACAGAUUAAUCAGAAGAACACAAUCAAAUUAGAAAAUAAAACAUAAUAUAUAUCGAAAAAGAAAAAAUGAGAGUAUUAUAUUAUCUUAUUCUUAGAGACUCAAUCAAUAAAGAAUUGAAACUCAAAAAUUAAUGGAUCAGUUUGCUUCUCAAUUUAAUUCAAGUGUGAAAACUUGAAAAUAUACAAUCAAAUUUUUG
Paramecium sonneborni is the source of this 662-nucleotide messenger RNA. Lineage: Eukaryota; Ciliophora; Oligohymenophorea; Peniculida; Parameciidae. The record is from the annotation of a GenBank genome assembly.